Molecule: messenger RNA, 1270 nt
Organism: Aspergillus japonicus CBS 114.51
Lineage: Eukaryota; Fungi; Ascomycota; Eurotiomycetes; Eurotiales; Aspergillaceae
Product: putative adenosine deaminase
Exons: 4
Coding region: 56-1270 (404 amino acids)
Biological process (GO): adenosine catabolic process; inosine biosynthetic process
Molecular function (GO): adenosine deaminase activity
Source: RefSeq, a predicted model, not a curated record
CAACAACCCAUCCCAUUGACUAUCUUGAGCAAUUGAGCUGCUCGGGACUAUCUCAAUGGACCUUUCCAAGCCUGUCGAUCAUGGGUUUACUCGAGCUCUCCCCAAGAUUGAGCUCCACGCCCACCUAAGCGGCAGCAUAAGCCGGCAAUGCCUCCACGAGCUCUGGGCCCAGAAGAAAGCCCAAUCCCCAAAGACCUUCACCCUCGAAGACCCCCUGGUCGUGAUGCCCCCCGGCAAAGUGGACUAUUCUCUGCAGACAUUCUUCACCACCUUCUCCACAACAAUCUACCACCUCCUCACCACCCUCUCUGACAUCCGGGCCGCCACGCGCGCCACCCUCGCCGACUUCGCCGCUGACGGCGUCGUCUACCUGGAGCUGCGGACGAUCCCGCGCGCCUCGCCGGCGCAGUCGUUCACGCGGGAGGAGUACCUGACCGCCGUACUGGAGACGAUGGCCGAGUUUAGUUUGGAGCAGCAACGACUCCUGCAAGGGGAUGCUUCAGGACCGGCCACGAUGACCACGAACCUCAUCCUCGCCAUCGACCGCGGCACCAUGACCGCCCGCGAGGCGAUGAAGGUCGUUGAGCUGGCUAUCAAGUACCGAUCCCCAACCCCCAGCCCCAGCCCCAGCCCCAGCCCCAGCCCCAGCACUUGCACUAGCACUAGCACUAGCACCCACCCCCAACCCCAAAGUCCAGGCAGGGGCGUGGUCGUCGGCCUCGACAUCUGCGGCAACCCCACGAAAGGCAACAUCGCGCAGUACGCGCCCGCCAUCGCCGCCGCCAAGGCCGCCGGCCUGGGCGUGACGGUGCAUUUCGCUGAGAUCCCCACAAACCUGCACCCGCAGAACCAGGAGGAGGAGCUACGGACCUUGCUGGCGUUCGAACCGGAUCGUUUGGGCCACGUGAUCCACGUGUCCGAGCCGAUCAAGGAGAUUCAACGGCAGGGCUGUGCGCUGGAGCUGUGUCUGUCGUGUAAUGUGCACGCGGGCAUGGUGGAGGGCGGGUUCGCGGAGCAUCAUUUUGGGGAGUGGUGGCUGGGGGCUGAUGAAGGGGGUCAGUGUGGGGUGGUGUUGUGUACGGACGACGUCGGGUUCUUCUGUAGCCCGGUGUCGAACGAGUACCGGCUCGCGGCGGAGCACUUCCAUCUUCAUCGGGCGGACGUGUUGAGGCUUUGCAGGCAGUCGUACGGCGCGAUCUUUGGGUCUACGGAAGAGAAACAGCGCCUGCACCGACUCCUAGAUGACUUUGCGGCGAACUACAAGGAUUGA